AUGAUCACUAAGGUUUUAUUUCUAGCAACUCUUAGUGCUGUUGCCCAUGCUAGUCACCAGGAACAUCAAGAGCACCAUCAUCACCAUCCCCAACCAUACAAAUUCGGCUACGAAAUCAAAGAUCACCAUGGAUCUCAACACAGACAUGAGCAUGGAGACGGUCAAGGACAUGUUCAAGGAAAUUACGGUUUCACUGACCACAGAGGUAUCCACAGAGAAGUCCACUACGUAGCUGACAAAAGUGGAUUCAGGGCUACUGUGAAAACCAACGAACCUGGAACAGCCAAUCAGGACCCAGCUGAUGUUAAAUUGCAUUCCGAUGCUCAUUAUACUCAUCAUCAGGAACCUCACAAACAGGGGCACCAUCAUCAGGAGCAUCAUCAUCAACAUGGACAUGCUCAAGUGUAUCACCAUCAAGCAAACCAUCAUGGACAUUAUCAAGGUUAA
Molecule: messenger RNA, 447 nt
Organism: Argiope bruennichi
Lineage: Eukaryota; Metazoa; Arthropoda; Arachnida; Araneae; Araneidae
Product: cuticle protein 16.8-like
Exons: 3
Coding region: 1-447 (148 amino acids)
Cellular component (GO): chitin-based extracellular matrix
Molecular function (GO): structural constituent of chitin-based larval cuticle
Source: RefSeq, a predicted model, not a curated record